ACUUAUCUUGUGUAGUAAGUCUAAGCACCCUAUUAGCUCGAUUUUGAGAGAGUAUAAUGGCCAAUUUCCUUAUAAAAAUCUCAACCAGUCUCUCCCUAAUCGCCUCACUUCUUCUACUGCUAUCCACAUUCGAAAACUCUCAAGUAUCAGCACUAGCAAAUAUCUCAGCACCAUCGUCAACAAACGACACUAAUAUUGACAAUGCUCUUCAAUAUGCCGAAGAAGACGGCAGCGACGACGACGACGAAGAAGAUUUUUACGUCCUGGACAAGGCGCCACAGACAAACGUCCGAUCAAGUAGUCGAUUCUUGGCGAGCUACAUCAUAAAGAAAGGCACUCAAUGUCACCCCAAGAAUUACAACGUGUGCAAUGGGGUCCCGGCUAACAAAGGGAAGAGUAUUCUCUACUGCUGCAAAACGCAUUGUCGUAACGUCCUUGGCGACCGCAACAACUGCGGCAGAUGUGGCCACAAGUGCAAGUUCGAUGAGCGUUGCUGUAACGGCAGAUGCACCGAAGUUUUGAUCAAUACAAAAAAUUGUGGCAAGUGUGGUAAGCGAUGCAAGGCCGGUGUUGCUUGCGAUAAUGGCUACUGUGGUUACGCAUAA
Humulus lupulus (European hop) is the source of this 605-nucleotide messenger RNA. RefSeq names its product protein GRIM REAPER-like. Lineage: Eukaryota; Viridiplantae; Streptophyta; Magnoliopsida; Rosales; Cannabaceae. Bases 57 to 605 code for a protein of 182 amino acids. The transcript has a single exon. The record is from RefSeq and is a predicted model, not a curated record.